UUAACUUUCUUACGGAUGUUAUUAUGGCUUUAUUUACUGUCAUAUCGAUGGUGUACACAUAAAAAUAACAACAAAUAACUAUAUGAACUUUGCAACAAAUUUUAGUUUUAAAAACGUUUUUAAAAAUUAAAGCAUAAGGAACAAACCAACCCAAAAUUCUAAACACGAGGCAAAUUAUCACGACAAGUAAAAAAUGACGUUUAAAAUUGAUAGAUUUAUAAGAACCUUAGCGUGGUUCCUUGUAACGCAGGUCACCGUGGUCUCCCAGGCCGGGAGGUCACAUUUCGUCACAACAGAGCUGAACAUACGUAAUGAAAUGCAAGGCUUGAAACGUCCAGAGAUAGUUUACCACUGCCAAGCUAUAAAUAAUGGUCUUGAAUACGGUUGGAGACGAGCCAAAAAGCCACCACUGGGCCAUACCUUCCAUGUACUCUUGGAAGGAGGCCAAAAACUGGAGGAGGAGAUUCACCGCUGCCAUUUCCGAUCGGUGCUCGGUAAAGCAGACGUCGAUAUCCGUAUGACUGCGAUUGAUGCUGAGAUAUGUAAUUAUAAAAGGGCAUGUGCCGUUCAUGUGGUUACACCGGAAGGGAUAAUGUUUCAUGGUAAAGAAUGGGAUUUUAAAGAGAGGUAUCCACGGCUGAUACCACGGACAUAUCUUGAAGCUAAGUGGAAACCUUGGCCACGACGCAGCAGCAGCGGCCGUGAGGACCCGAGAAGCCAACGUCGCUCUGGAGGAGGUUCACAAUGAUUUAAUGCCUAUAAGAUUAAACUAUUAAACGAAUAUGAAUCACUGGGGUUUCAUGUGCAAGAGCUAUAUUAAUGUUUGAAGAAUUUUCGUUUCUUUUCUCUAGUGUGAUUUGUUUUCGAAUUACACUUUAGUUUAUGAUACUAAUAAUUACAAAAAAAAAAAUACAUACAGUACGUAAGUCUGCUUUAACAUUUUUGAUGUCUAUAUAUGUUUUUCUUUUCCCUUAAAUUUUUUUUUCUUCGAUUAAAAUGGCUAAUUGAUCCUUCUACGUAAUACAUUAAAAUAGCUGAAAAUAAAUUUGAACCAUAGCCAACAAAAAACAUUUCAAACAUAUCUUUUUGUGAUUUACGUGAAGUGUUCGUCUUAUGAAAACAUUGUAAUUAAAUAUAUUUUUUUGAACUUUUGCAAUUAAAUACUUCCACAAAAAUUGCUGUAAAUUACAAAUAGAAACGUAAAUACAAAAAGACUGUUUACUUUUACAUACAGUAAAAAAAUAGAUUACAUUUUACAUGUUAGUUUCGCUUGAAAUUAAAUACAUGAUUACAACAUGCUACUGUAAACUCAGCCACCACUUGAGCCAUGCUAGGUCGGGUUAUAAUCCACACUUUACUUUCAGACCUGAACAUGCAAUAUUUGAAUAAAGAAGGAUAAAAGGUCGUUUAAUGAUGUAAAUCAAAUAACAUCAUACUAUUUUGCUAAACGUAAAAUAUGGAUUCACGUACUUAAAUAAAUUGAUAUUUUGUUCUCUAAACCUAAGAUAAUUUUGUCUUUUUUUGAUAUAACGAUUCAUCACUUUCAGUGUUAUUUCUAUAUUUUCCCCGAAGGCCAACCUCAACAAUCAGAUACUCUUUGGAGCUUUCUACAAAAAAAAUAUUAAUGUUUAA
This is a messenger RNA of Brassica napus (rape), 1632 nucleotides long. RefSeq lists its product as uncharacterized. The transcript has a single exon. Bases 194 to 748 code for a protein of 184 amino acids. The record is from RefSeq and is a predicted model, not a curated record. Lineage: Eukaryota; Viridiplantae; Streptophyta; Magnoliopsida; Brassicales; Brassicaceae.